AUGUAUCGUGUUCUUCACCAACAUCCUCCCUCUUCGUCGACCGCCUCCCUCCUCCCUCCAACAACCACCCUACCUCUGUCAACAACCACCACCUUCAUUGAAGAUCCCCCGAUGAUUGAUAGAUUAAACAACGUGGUGGUUGCAUCAUUCGUCCCACUCGAAGUUCCGUGCCCUAAUAAAUCAGCCAGAGGUCUGAUCGCUCCGGUCUCUGAGCCAGAGGACGACUCGAUGUUCGGAAGCAGCAGCACCAUCCGUUCAAUCCAGAGUCUGUCCGACCUCGAUGAUGAGCGGCUUUAUCUCAUUGAUCAAAGGUAUAUGUGGAUUGGUUUGAGCUUCAGUGAUCGACCACCGACGGAGAUGGCGCCGCUGUUCCCCGGAUGUGAUUACGAGCAUAUAAUCGUGAUGGAUAAGCCCGACAGUGAAGGCACCACUAAUCAGCAGAUGAUCGACUGUUAUGUUGAAACUGAAUCUAAAUUUCUAGGAAGAGUACAUAUGGCUUUCUUCAACAAAGCUAGUGGUAUACUAAGGCAAGUGGCUGCAAGUAAACACAUCAAUCAUCAAAUAUCGAUCUCAGAGGGAAAAACAAUUCAAAAAAUUGUCCCAUCUUCAUAUAACAAUGAAUCAAAUGAGACUUUGAAAUCAGAUUGUUCUGAGCUUGAGGUUGUUCAUGUUGUGGGCACAUCUAUGGGCCUUCUGUAUUGUAGAUUGGUGCCACUUGUUCUUCUUCUUGUUGAUGGCAAUAUUUUUACCAGUAACCAAUAA
Molecule: messenger RNA, 762 nt
Organism: Lactuca virosa
Lineage: Eukaryota; Viridiplantae; Streptophyta; Magnoliopsida; Asterales; Asteraceae
Source: the annotation of a GenBank genome assembly